This is a messenger RNA of Sodiomyces alkalinus F11, 557 nucleotides long. RefSeq lists its product as hypothetical. NCBI's taxonomy places the organism in Eukaryota, Fungi, Ascomycota, Sordariomycetes, Glomerellales, Plectosphaerellaceae. The coding region runs from base 131 to 424 and encodes 97 amino acids. The transcript has 2 exons. The record is from RefSeq and is a predicted model, not a curated record.
GGCUCCUUUGCUUCGACCACUUCACGAUGCUCGCACAACCACAUACGAAAGGAAGCGUGGCACGGAUUAAUUGUACGAAUAUAAUACCCUUCUAUUCAUUCGUUGGGGCGUUCCAGUCAGUCGGACAAGGAUGGCAUGGAGCAUAUGGUAUUUGAUCCCUCUUCAACUCGCCCUGGAUCAGCCUUGUACUACGCCGUCGUCUGCCGCGAUGAGUCUUAGCAUCGACAUCAACGUGGCUAUGGCCAGAGCUUGGCGCAGGAGUGCCAAAGCGACCAAACUCGGACAAUCUUUACACGUGGUCCGUCCCUCUCGCUUAAGCUGUCAUGGCCUGACCAUCCAGGUAGUACGGUGGUCUGCUGGGCUGCUGGGCUGCCGAGAAUGCUCAAUAUUGUUUGCAAUAUUGAUGCUGACAAGGCGUGACUGAGUCGGGCAAUGUCAUCCAAGCUUCCCUGGCUGGAGGAGCCCCCCUGGGUGUACUGGUAGUUGCCACGUUCGUCCAGAGGUAAAGAGGGAUGCGUUCCCCUCUUAGAUCCCUGAUUGCCAAAACAUGGUCCGAA